AUGGAACCUAAUGACAAGAAAAAUCUUUUUCUAAACAAGGUGUUUGGCGAGAUGAAAGUUGUCGAGGCAUCCCCCAUCAACAUAUCUGGGCCAAAACCCAAAAAGCCGGACACAGAUACAACUACACUUGUCUUUUUUAAUUUAGAUACGGAAGGGUGGGGCGUCAUCGACGCUUAUCAACUCCAACAAAGUUUGUCUGGUCUCGACCGGAAGACGAUGAUAGCUCAACAGAAAAUCAAUUUACCCGAGUCACAAAUCAAACAUUUGCUCAGUCAGUCCUCCACCGAAUUUUCAAGUCGAGUCCCACAAAAAGUCUUUCAAGAAUUCCAACGACUUUUGCAGUCCAAAUGUGAUGAACUGAAAGCUAUCGCAAACCCAAAAAACAUAUACGAACUCUACGCAGCUCAAUUCGUCGGCGAGAAUGACGUCCCAAACGAUUUUUUAUACUUCUCAAGUACUGAUUUCGUCAUCCAAAAGAUCGUCGAAGAGACGGAACGCAAAGAACGAUGUCCCGUCUUAUUUCUAGAGGGGAACGAUGAUAUGGCAAAGUACCUCAAAAUGAUCGAAAAAAUGUUUUUUGGAAAGCGACACGUCAUCAAGGAAAACACCGUGUAUUACAACUCGGUCAAUCCGGCUACCAUCGACGACUUUUUUAAGACUACUAAGUGUAAGAAGUACUCAGAAGCUUUCAAACAAAUCUCAGACGCACAAGCAGAAGGUCUUCAAUCCGUUUCUUCAGAGAUGUGUCAAGGGAACAACGAGAAAAGUUUAAAGGGGAUGAAUGAAGAGAAUGACACUGAUAUGAAAUUGGACGUUCGAAUGGUCGAUAUAGUCGAACGGUCGAAACGAAGGAAAAUCAACCCGAACAUGUUUGACUUUUUUAACCCUGUAUUUCAAACACCAAAGGUGCAUAAAGACCUUGAGGACGUCCCUGUCCACGCAAAAGAUGAAAGAAAGAAUUUUGUGUUUGAAUAUAUGUUAGUGGGCGAAGGACACGUCGAACAAAUCACUUCGACGUUUUGUCUUGUCGAUGUCACAAACAAAAGGAAGUUGUGUUCCGACUACUAUGUAGAAUUGAACAGAAAUAAAGACACGAUAGAUGCAUUCACACAUAUGAGUCCGGCACUGAUUCGACUGUGGCCUGAUGAUAUUCAGAACGAUGAAAUCUGGGGAGUUGUGCGAUACUAUAAAAACGCGGACGGCGAUAUCGACGGCGUGAGAGAAUUAUACGAGAAAGGACUUGAAGACAAGAAGGCGAAGAAGUAUCGCGAGAAGAUAGCGACGAUGAAACUGGACUAUAGCAAACAGCAACUUCUGUUUGUUGGACUGAUCCCAAUCGACAAGAAACAAUUUGAGAAGAGAGGCCAACUUCUCAAUUUCAAAUUCUACAGAGAAGACGUUGAAAGUGAAAAGAAGUUGUUUGACUUGAUUGAAGACAUCAAAAUGAAAAAGGCGAAAGAAGUUGUCUGCCACGUGUGGGUACCCACAAUCAGUUAUUCUCCGCUUGAAGAGUGGAAAGAGGCGACGGCGCGUUUGUUUGAUGGAAAGGAGCGAAACAAAGAACUUGAAGAGGAACAAAAGGUGAAAGGCGACAAAGUUGUUGAUAUCCCAAUACUCGAAGACCUUUGUGCAGUCGACAAACUCUGUGACAUUAACAACCAAUAUGUCAAUCGAAUGAUCGUUAGUCCUACUGAAGUGUUCCUUGGGAAGGAGAGAAAGAGGGCUGGAGUCAUUGUUAAAGUUGCGUUAAGAGAAUCUGAUGGGAAUGUCUCCGAUGAAAGUCUUGACUUAAAAGUGUUCUACCCACAGAAGACUCUUAUUAAGAAAGGAACAACUGAGAUGCUCACGGGAGGCCAUUCUUCAUUCUCACACUCGAAAGUCGGGCAGUUCUUCACAGAGAUGCGAAUCGAGUUGCCAUUCCCAUUGAAGAAAACACAUCAUUUGCUUUUCUCGAUUUUCGACGUGUCGGCAGAAGAAAGUGGAAACACCUCAAAACCACUGUAUGCGGUGUAUCCCCUGUUUAAUGAACUGGAGAAAGACCCAAUUGCUGCGAAUGGACAGUUGUUACUUCUCAAUGAUUUGAAUGGAGAGAUCACUCUUCCGAUUAUGAAGAACCCAAAUAAGAACUACUUGAGCCACCAGGACUUCAUGGAAUCGACGAAGACGUAUCUUAAAGUCAAAUUAAGUCUUUUUAGUACUAUAUACCCAACAAGCAGCGAGACAUAUAAAUUCAUCCAAUUAAUCAAUAGAUACACAAAGCUUGAAAACGUCUCAAAGAAGUCGGAGAACGACGACAAGACAAUACGAAUGCUCGAAGAGACGAUUAAGGGGAGCUCUGCGAAUCUCCCGGAGAGCGACUGUGUACAUUUUCUUCCCGUUAUCUUGAAUGGAUUGUUGGGAGUCACUUCAAUUAUAUCAAACGCCGUGUUUGAUAUUGUGAACAAAGUCUCUUCGUAUGAACUGAAACACUUUAUGGCAUGCAAGGAGAUUGGUAUUGAAGCUAUUAGACACCCUGUUUUGUCUCGGUAUUUACUCUAUCACUGUGAGUGUAAUUCUUCUUCGUUGUCUAAUAUGGUAAUUAAAGUGAAGACGCAGCUUGUUAGUGUAAAACAAGAAUCUUUUGUGUUUGGGUCAGUUUGGUUCUUCUUUGAAGUGAUGACGCGGAUUGUUGUGAGCAUUUUGGAUGCCUCUGGAAAUUUAGUUGGCGAUCGAUCGAAGGGAUUUACCGACGAGAUACUCUCACGAUUCAAAAAGUCGUUUUUACAGGCGUUUUAUACUGCGUUUUCAGAUACACUGAGACAAGCUGUGCUGAACAAAAAUUUUAAGAACCUUGUCGAAGCCAAUUUGGCAUAUGUCCAAUUUUUGAUGAAAAUGUUCCGAUUGAUGGGAAGGAGUGAAGCACUUGUGAUGUUGGAGUACCACAUCAUGCAACUGUCUUCGCCAUAUGUUGAGAUGGAAGUUGGUCCGAAGAAGAUGGAGAUGAACUCCGAAGAGAUGAUCUUCUUAACACUUCUGAGACUUGAUGCUGUCAAUGAAUUUUCGAAGUUUCCAUAUAUUGACAAAUUGUGUCUUCCAAACAAACUGAAGGUGACAAAUAUUGAAGAUUUGGAAGACAAUGUAUUAGAAAAGUACUUACCGACGUGCUUUUUGUUACGACAAUAUCUCUUGUUAAUACAGAAACCGUCGGACUUCUCUAAGAUGGCAGUGAUGUCGCUGAUAUCGUUUUUACAACGCCUUGACUUAAAUAUCAAUUUACAGAGUGAAGAUAAAAAGGGGAUUUUAUCUGAUAUGUUGAUGCCACUGUUACUGAGAUUGAUCGACGAAGAUGAUUACUUCAUUACUUGGGCGAAUGCACAGAGCAGAACGAAUAAAGGGAAAGGUCUUGAAGAAGUCGAACUACUUAUGUUUGCUUGUUUGUAUGUGUUCAAAAUUAUGGACGAUGAGACGUUAAGGACGUGGCUUGAGAAUGAAGUCCCGUCGCGAUUGAAAAUCAUCACUAAUAUCAUCAAACGAGCGAUUAUGAUCUUGUCGCAGUACCCCCUUCCUAUUUUACUUGAUGUUGAAAAUGUUGUAGAAAAUGAAAGAAAGCGGAUGUACGACACAUUAUCGAAUGAACCGAGUCAACAAAAUCAGACGAAGGAAACGUCCCAACAUAAACGAAUACGACGACCGAGUCAGGCGAAGGAAGACCAAGUGAAAGAGACGAAAGAAGUUAAAACGCAUGUUAUAGACAUCGAAUCGAAGAACCAGAAGUAUUUGGACAAGGAGAAAGAAGAGAAGUUCUGGUUUUUGAAGAACAAUAUGAUAUUUGAUUGUGUUAUGGUGGCGAUGGACGUCUUGGAAAUGAUAUAUGAAAUAGCACGACAGAUGGAAAUAACAACGGAAAACAUGGAGAAUGUCGAGAACGACGAGGAAGGCCAAACGAAGAGUGCGUUGGUUGAUGUUGAGAAUGUGAUCAAUGAAGUGCUGUUUGAUUGCCCGAUGAAUAGAAAGUAUGCAGAACAGCUCUUUGCAUUUGUGAGGAAGUUGUUGCUGAAUCACUACAAUUACAUCUUCACACGCCGUGUCGACUUCUCGUUCAAUCUUUUGAAAAACAUUUUGAAGCUGUGUGGGAAUGAAGACAACGUCAUUUCUCAUAUGGCUAUGCACAAUUUGUAUAUAUUCUCGAAGAUCAAUUUCUUGUGUGAUAUGGAUCUGUCUCGGAUAUCCAAUCACAUUGUGUGUGCCCUUGGGCAGUUACAGAAUUUGAUGACAAACAAAUUGAAGUUUGAAGACACGUUGGGCGACUUGGUGUUGUUGCCGGCGAAGGACUUUGGGUCGAGCAAAAAGUUGAUAGAAAUGUUAAUUGCCCUUUACAAGGAGAAGGGUGUUUUAGAUAGCAAAUAUCUGUUUAGAAUACAACAACUGCAACUUGGAAUUGAUGCUGGAGAGAGCGAGUCCUUUUUACAAUUUAUGGCCGAUGUGAUUGAUGCGCACAACCGUAUUCUAGAACCAUUUGUGGAAAUGCCUGCUGAUUUGGUCAAUGGAUAUACGUCACUCAAAGAACAAAUCACUGGGUUCUUCUCUUCGAAAUUGCGAGUGAGAGGAAUUGAUGUCAAAAAUGUGAAGAAACAGUUAGACUUGAAAUAUCGUGACUGUGUGUUUAAGAAGCCCCUCAUAGAAAAGUGUGAUGAAGCUCUUGGCAAGUUUGGGAUGCUCAUUAGAAACUUAAAUGAGAUUAACACGGUGUGGCAGAGAGAUCAAACGGAAGCACUUGAACUUGAAAGCGUCUUUGGGCAACACACAAAAGACUCUGUUGAAACGUUGAAGUGGAUCAUUGAAAACGUUUUGCGGCCAAUUACCGAAGGCGAAAGGAGUGAAGUGAAGAGCGAGGAUUUAACGUUUGAUUCCCUUUUGAGGCUUCGUGUUGAGCGAGAGAAAGACGAAGAACGAGUAACACAAGAAGUAGAGAGACGGAAAGUCUUGUUUAGUUCUUCUAAGGGCACAACAGGGCAAGAGAACCCGUAUUUCCCAGUCAAAGAUGAAGACUUUGAAGAGCUGUUGGACAGUGUGAAAAAUUUGUUUAGUGAAAAGGUGAAAUUGAUAAAAACCACGACGGACGCAUUUAAACGGUUUGAGACGAGUACAAAAGAGCUUGAAAACACGCGAGUGAAUGUGAUGAAUGAGAUUGAAGAAAUGCAUUCGAUGAGCACGAAGAAAUUGUAUGACCAACCUUUGAACGACUCGUUUACCGAAAGCACGACAUCGGACUUUUCAAGAAUAAUGGAGAGAGUGGAAGUGAGUGAUUCUAAGGUAUUUGGGCAGUUCAAUUCUCUUGUGAAAAUGACAAAACCUUGGUACCUCCGAUUUGAGUAUUGGAAGUUAAUACUCCCGUUGACUCGUUCGAUAGGAGAAAUGGUGAAUUCGAUGAUCAGAGUAGUCCAAGCGAAUUCGAAGAGAAUGAACUUUAUGAGGGAGUGGCAUAAACGUGAACGAGAACACGCGAUAUCGGCAGUGAGAGUGUUUGAAUGGAGUAAAACAGUUGAGUUGUUAAUGCGACAAAAGGAUUGGUAUCAGAACCAACACGUCUCUUGGUUGAGUAAAAUAGCGGAUGACUGUCUUACGGAAAAGCCUGAUAUUCUGAAGCUUCGGAAGGAGAUGGCGGAACAAUUACUUGGGAUGGAAUACUUGAAGUCGUCAGCUAUGAGUGAACUCAAGAGGUUAAAUCCACGGAAAAGAGGGACACGAAAAAGUAUUGCGUUGGCUGAAGGAGAAACGUUUUCAUUACAAUCGACGAACAUGAGUGUUGGUGCCCCACAAAACACGGGAAGACUCUCGACCGACUCUUCGCAGAGUGAUGAUGCCGAAACGGCCAAUAUGCUUGCUUCACUGAAACCGAUUUGUUUUGAUAUUGUUGAGAUUGAUGACAACUUGGUGGACGUGUGUUUGGACAAAAUCGAAGAGAUGGCGACGAAGUUUAAAGAACAAAAAAGCAUUGAAGAGAAUUACGAAGAGAAACGGAAAGAGUACAACACGUUACAAAUUGAGUUUGCUGAGAAGAAGGAAAGUUUGAAAGUGGAUGAUGAGAAGUUCUUUGCGAAUGUGCAAGAACUGAAACAGAAGAGGAAGACGAUAGUUGAAAUGGAGAAAAUGGAAAUUCCCGAAUUGAAUGCGUAUUGCGACUACCAUACACUCACGAAGACGGUAACGAAUAGCACGAAACAAAUCAACGAAAUGGUGUUGGAGUAUUCGAAGAAGUCGACGAGCACGGACAAAUCGGAAGAGAAGAAAGAAGAGAAAGAUGUGAAGAAAGACGACGAGAAGGAGAACAAAGGAGUGUCUGAUGAGGACCGGAAAUACUUUUUGGACGAGAACGACUAUUUCAAGGAAGAAGCGUUCUUGGACGUCAAUCGGCACAAGCAACAGAUCUUCGAUAAGUGUGUGAAAGAGAUGAAUGAAGAGAUGAAAAAGAUGAUGAACAAAUUGGUUGAGUUGGAUGAGUCAAACAAGGUGAUUAAAGACCCGGACUUUAUCAUCUGGAAAUUCUAUGAGAGUACAAAGGACUAUGAGAGCAAUCCACGACUACACUUGACGUGGUUCAAUAAAAUGGCGGACAAGAACAAAGAGAAUGGGAACGACGUUGAAGCUGGGAUGUGUGAAUUACAUAUGGUGCAUUACAUUUACAAUCAUAUUGCGAACAGACAGAUCGACUUGCCACAAAACUCAUUAAAAGAAGUGUGUACGGACUUUUUGACAAUGGACGAACCAAAGGAAUUACAGGAGAACAACGACUGCUCAUUUGAAACAAUGGCGAACCACAUCAAAUUUGGUAUUCAAGAGUUUGAGGCUGCUCAGUUGUACAAUUACGCACUUGUGUUGUGUAAUUUUGAGUUGCCGUUCUAUGAGGAGACUGAGAACUACUCGAAACUUGCAAAGUGCCAUGCGAAGAUCAAAGAGCUGUACUCGAAAAUGGACCAGAAGACUAACGCACCAGUGUAUAGUGGGUACUUCUUUUUGCUUGAGUUUGUUGGAGCGCCGUUUGAAAGUAUGCCAAACCCUCUUGGGUACAUCUACAGGUCGGUGAAACCCCUUGAUCAGUUCAAGGAAGAGUUACUGAAGAUCUUUAAGCCGGAGAAUCAAAGUAUAGAGAUCAUCGACAAGAAUGGGAAGAUUAAAGACGAAACGAAGUGUUAUAUGAAAGUUACUUUGGUGUAUCCAGUUGUCGACUCGGAACCUAUAAGAGAGCCACAAACACUUCUGACGAACACUGCGAGUUUCAUGUAUGAAAAAGACACGGGAAGUAAAGCGCCAUUGAUGAAAAGAGAGAAAGAACGGUUCUUGCUCACUACCGAACUGUCAAUGCCAUGUGGAAUGAAACGAGUGAAAGUCGUCAAGUCGGACAAGAACAGCUUGACCCCAAUAAUGAACGCGUCGGACGACUUGGAGAUCCGGUUUGCGAAGUUGGCCAAAACGUUUUCGGACUAUCAGAAUCUGAAAAACAGUGGAAAGGACGACACGAUACAAUUGAACAAGAUUCAGGAAUGUAUUGGGAUGCUUCUUGAACCGAAACACAGCGAAAGUGUAUAUGAAAUUAUGGACGCGUUCUUGGGAGACCCAAGUUGUUACAAGAAAUUGUAUUCAGUUGAUGAAGUGAAUGCCUUGUACAGAACAAUGCAACGUAUUUGUGAAUGUGUCGAAGGGAGUUUGGUUACACUUAAAAAGAAGAGGAACAAUGAAGAGUGCAAGAAGUAUACAAAACUGUUUGAUCAAUUCAAAAGCUUAAUCACAUCACUCGAAGAACCUAUUUACACAUUCGAUGAUGAUGAUAAUUAA
Molecule: messenger RNA, 7812 nt
Organism: Entamoeba invadens IP1
Lineage: Eukaryota; Evosea; Mastigamoebida; Endamoebidae
Exons: 1
Coding region: 1-7812 (2603 amino acids)
Biological process (GO): small GTPase-mediated signal transduction; positive regulation of GTPase activity
Molecular function (GO): guanyl-nucleotide exchange factor activity
Source: RefSeq, a predicted model, not a curated record